UUGGAGUUGGAAGGUCUUCCGAGGCAAUCUUUUUCACUUAAUUUCUUAUGUGAUUACAGCUAUAAAGUAUGAAUGAACGUUUCAAAUUGUGGGUAGGUAGUUCCUACAGUGAAUUCCUCCGCCCGUAUUUCACAGACUGCACUCCACACGACCUCCUAAGAUAAUUCAUUAUAAUGUGCAUUUAAUAACGCCUUCGGAUAAGCCAGCCAGGACAUUUUUUCUUGAUCACAGCAAUUGGCAAGGACAGGAGCUCAAUAUGAUGGUAGAAAACACAGCACCCUUGUCCCAGAAUCAACUGUUCGAUUACAUUCGAUCAUUGAUCCUCGUCGAACAACGGGAAAAUAACGCGUUUUAUGUUUUAGAUCUGGGUGUCGUCGAUUCCCUCUUCAACACUUGGUCGUUCAACUUCCCGGUGAUUCAACCCUUCUACGCCGUGAAAUGCAACCCUCACGUUCCUUUCCUUAAACGAUUGGCCGAGCUUGGGACAGGGUUUGACUGCGCUAGCUAUGCCGAGAUCCAGACCGUUCUGUCCAUCGGGGUUCCGCCGAACCGAAUUAUCUUCGCCAACACUUGCAAACCUGAUUCCCACAUCAAGUACGCGGCUGAGGUUGGCGUUAACCUGACGACGUUCGAUUCGGAAAGCGAACUCGAAAAGAUGAAAAGACUUCACCCCACGUGUGAGCUCUUGAUCCGGAUAAGGGUACCCGAUUUAAGGGCUGUCAGCGACCCGCAUGAUGCUAAGUUCGGCGCACUUCCCGACGAAAUAGCUCCUCUCCUGAGAACAGCUCGAGCUCUAGGACUCAACAUCGUCGGCGUUUCGUUCCACAUCGGGAGCGGAGCUGUCGAUUUCGGGGCAUUCGAAGAGGCCAUCGCGGCAGCGAAAUCCGCAUUCGAAAUCGCGACCCAAGUUGGUUUUCCUGAAAUGCGGAUCUUGGAUAUUGGGGCUGGGUUCAACUCCGGUUCGAGGUUCAUCGGGGCUGCGUUGGCUGUGAAAAGAGCUUUGAAAAAGAACUUCCCCGACCGUGAAGCUUUGAGAAUCUUGGCGGAGCCUGGCCGUUACUUCGCCAGAUCGCCUUUCACUCUGGUGACUUGCAUCAUGGGGAAGAGAGUUCGAGGCGACGUGAGGGAGUAUUGGAUCGACGACGGGAUCUUCGGAUCCAUGUGUUGUUUGAAGAGUGACCAAGGUCAUGACGAACUGAAGUUGACUCCUCUGGUUCUUCGUGGCUCAGCGAGGCUGGGGACGAUGACAUACAGAAGUACGAUUUUCGGACCGACUUGUCAUCCUCUCGACGUUGUUUCGAGAGGCUACAAACUGCCGGAUUUGGAAGUGAACGACUGGUUGGUGUUUCACAACAUGGGAGCCUAUACUUCUGCGGCGGGCACUGAUUUCAAUGGAUUCAAAACUUCAGCCAUUCCAACGUACGCUGCGCAAUCUAGUCGGAGUGGAUGACUAUAGACAGGGCCAGCAUUCAGCCGACACGGGUCGCGUUAUUUCAUCAAAAUUAUACGCAAAUCACGUUGAUUCUAUAAAAAAACCCGAAAUCAACAUCGGGUUGAUUAUUUAAAUUAAUAGACAUAGCGAUAGAAAAAGAGGACGAAAAAAUGGGGCGAUUCUUAUUGGUGAAAGCGUACGAUGGAGAAAGGCGGUGAGGAAUAAUUAAGUGUGGCAACCAACGAUGGGACCCUGUAGUUACUCAAAGCUCAUCGGUACCCCUUUGUCUAUCACAACCACCCGUUUCUACCAGUAUAAUCGCUCCAUUUUCCCGUCGUCUCCUUUGUCUAUCGCUUUAUCUAUCAAUUUCAAUGAUUAGCCCAAUUAUUAGGGAGAAAUCAGCUCUUCGUUCCAAAUUAGAGUAACAGAAUUCAGACUUAAAUCGGUAGUUAAAAACAAAAUUUGGAAAAUACGAGUAUGAGGCUAUAGUUUCGGGGCCUGCUUCUGCUUUGAUACAUCGUGAUUAAAAACUUGGAGAAAUGAUCCAACGCACCACCUUUAAAAAUAAUUUUACUCCGUUCCCAUAAUAAAGAUGAGUUGGGUCAACUGAACUCGAAAUUCAUGUCGAAUGAGGCUUGAUUUGGAGGCAAUUAUUGUACUUUAGACUCACCUAAAGUCAAAUGAAUCAAAAUUUAGAGCCCCUUACCUGUAGUCCCAUAAAUCAAAAAGUCCUUGCCUCUAAGUCAAGCCAUAAUUUAUUCGAUCGCAUAUUCAACGUGAGAACAGAAUUAUAUUCAUUUUAUACACUGAAAGAAAGUACCAUUUCAUUGUAAAUUGUAUUUCAGUGGCAUUUAGUUUUCCGUUUUUAGCCUCAUUUUUUUUUGUAUUUGGUUUGUCAUAAUUUAUGCUAGAUUAAUAAAUGAAAUAACAUUUCUUUGUGGGUUAUAAU
Bemisia tabaci is the source of this 2381-nucleotide messenger RNA. The record is from RefSeq and is a predicted model, not a curated record. Lineage: Eukaryota; Metazoa; Arthropoda; Insecta; Hemiptera; Aleyrodidae.